AUGAAGCGACCACUUUCUAUCAUCGUUGAAGAGACCUCAAACUCGGAUAUGUUGGAGGUCCAGUUCCAAGAUGAAUCCGAAUGGACCCAAUACUCGAGCACUUUCUUCGAAGAAGGCAACAAUACUCUCACUCAAGAUGCGUUCAUUGAGACGUUCACUGUCUUCAAACCCGUCGAGCGCCUUGAGAAGACGUACGAGGAGCUUAUGGAAUGGAAGAAGAUAUUCUCUCCGGUCGUUCCGCUAACGUACAAAACCAUGUUCGUCACGGACGGAGACGGAUCAUUCCAAGAUAACUGGUACAAUGAAUUCAAUGAGUUCAAGUACCCUCUCUACCAGUACAAGGAGCCAGAAUUUGUUUCGGAGGGCAAGAAAAGAGGGAUGCUCGGAUGGUUCAUCUGGUAAGUUGAGGCAAUUUUAAAAUUGACUGGUCGAGAGGAAGAGAGAGAGAGGGGGAGGGGGGAGAUGUAAAAUUUCAAUAUCAUGACAUCACUUUCUUGUUUCAUCGGCAAAAGGAGGGCUGGGAAAUAGGCUGCCCAGACGUUUCCAGGGUCUGAACUUUCGGACCACUUGUAUUAAUCCUACAGUUACCAUACUUUGCAGGCUCUUUGGCCUUGCAUUGAAAUACCCUUUAGGAUUUUAGUUUUCUGAAAUCUUUUGAAUCCUUGAAAGUACUCCAUCCUAAUUGUAAUGACCGAACGGAAGUGACCGUAUUAUGUACUUGUCUUAUUGUUCCCCAUUCCGUUUCAUCAGCGUCUCCCAUUGACACAGUUCCCAGCACGUAGCAAUUACCAGUUAGCAGGACAUACUCAGUCAACUGAAAAAAAGGUGCCGCCCGCGUUAUUAUUAUUAUUGGUGUCACUUCUACGUGAUGACCCAUCACAUCAUCAUUUCCGCACCGUCCUGUUCACUCGCUAUCUUUUCCAGUUAUUCUUUCAUAUUCUACGCAUCAAAAAACAAUUUGCAAGCUGUCGACCUCCAAUACAGCAAAAUUGUCUUAUGUGUGUGUGUAAAGCUAACAUCCUUCUCAUUUAUCCUGGUCACAGAAAUGGGGCCAGUGGAUCUCACAACGGAUAGGAAUGAUGAUGAUGAUAGUGGGCUGAUAAUUGCCAAAAAAUAGGCAAAAGUGAUUGGGGAGACGGCGGAAAGAUGGAUGGCAGCCCGGCCGGUGACAUAUCACCUUCUAUCAUGCGAUUGAUUAUCCGGCUCAUUCGCACCUUUGCGAAAUAGAAGUGAAAUAGUAAACGGAAUAGUAUGCAUGAGAACCCGUAACCUACCAGCAUAACAAACGUUGUGUUUUGUUUUCGCUUCCAUUUCCCGGAUCUGGUCCCGAAUAUAAAGUUAGGCGACCAAGUUGAUGUGUUUAUUACCCGUCGACAUGUACAUCAACACACACAUACUUAUUACAACUUGACAGCACGGGUUUAUCAAUCCGCGCCUCCCACUUCUCUUUCCACCCGAAAGUGCUGCCAGUUGCAUUCUACCACAAGUAUCAAAUUGACCGCGUUUUGCGGGGUGUUACUUUUCUAUUUUCGAAAGUGCUCUACUUCUCCUUUUCUUCUAAUUUCGUUUCGCCAAAAUCUCUUGUGCACAUUCGCGCCGAAAAACCCCCGUCAUUUUUCGUACUUUCACAUUCCGCAACAAGUUUUCCGAGAUGUCACAACCAUUAGUAGUAUUAGCUAUUGUUGUUGUUGUUGUUGUUGUUGCUGUUGCUGUUUCCAUUGCACUCCGUGCGACCAACAAAAAUGGGAUAGGAAGGAAGCCCCGGGCCCUCUCCGAGUAGUGACCGACCCCUUUUUGCUCGCCCGCCCAGACACUCUUGUCGAGAUUUUGGUGAAAGGCGAGUAAAAUGCAAUACAUUACGAGAAAUUCUUCAGAGAGCGGGAAGGGUCCCCCACCCUCUUUCCCGCCAUGUUUUGCACUUCCAAUCAUUUUAUGCGCACUCGUCGGAGCAUUAAAGCUGUUCUUGCGUGCGAGUAAUAUAGUUGUCACCAUUUUUACUUUGUUAGCACAAAUCUCCUUCCUACUAACUCUUUUCUGAACUUUUUUUGUAAUCAUCUCCGUUUUGCCUACUUCAUCCUCAUUCAUUUUUACAGGCGUACAGAUGAAAUGAGUCUGAAAGACUAUGUCAUCCCGAAGGCGGAGGUGAUCGAAGCCUGCAAAAAGGGAGAGUACGACAAAGUCGCCCUAUUCCUAAGCUCGAAGAAAGGGAAGAAGCUCCGCGCGGGACUCAAGUGAGUUUUACUUUUUACAAUCCCGGCGAGCUGAAGAGUAAUUGCCCUUUUCAGGUUUUUCACAUCGCGCGGAGAGUCCCACUGGCUCAUUGACUACAAAGAUGAAAAGUCCGACUUUACACUCCUCCACCAUGCUGUUUUGGAGAAUCAAAACCAAAUCAGCAAGCUGCUUAUGGACUAUGAGCCGCUUCUUAUGCUCAGUAAGAGCACGAAAAAUAUCUGGCCUAUCCAUUUGGCCGCAUGGAACGGAAACCUAGAAAUUGUGAAAAUGCUCCUGCUGCAAACUUUGCCGGUUUUAAAGACAAAGGAUCAUGUGAAUGCUGUGAAUAUUUUUAACGAAACGCCGCUUCAUUUGGCCGUCCAGAGAGGUCACCUGCCAGUGGUUGAAUAUCUUCUGAAAGUGAGUUAAAUGUCUGAAACUAUUCAAUUGCCAUCUAAAUAUUUCCAGAAAGAAGCGGAUCCGUUCAUUCGCAACGAAAAUAAGGAGAAUGUUCUCGACGUGGCCUCUCGCAUCGGAUUCGAAAAGGCGAUUCGUAUUCUCUGCAAAAGAUGGCCCACGUUUCCAGUACAAUCUUCGUACGAGUCGCUACGAAUCGGAAAUCCGGAUAUCAAGCGCGCGUUCCCCGCAAUCUACCCGUUCCACCUGGCGGCCAAGUAUAAUCACGUCGAGUGCAUGCAAGUGAGUAGCCCCCGGGCACCCUUCUCUAUUCAUUAUUCAGUUGUGGGUUUAAUGUCGAAUAGAGUGUGUCAUGGCUCUAUUCUAUUCAGGGGUGCCGGGUGAGCAAGUGACCGGGCUUCUGGUCCUAUUGACAACAGAACAAUAGCUAGACUGAUAGUGAGACUGCUAACUCAGAUACAGAAAACACAGGGGACUUAUUGUAGGGACAUUUUUCUCCAAACGCGUUCCGUUCCUGAUCUGGCAGAGUUUUUAAAGUGCCCCUCUAAUAACAAAACGGUUGUUUUUAGCAAUGUCGAAGAAUUUGGGUUGAUGACUUCCAAAGAUCAGUAGUUUUUGACACAGUUUUGUGACACGACCGAGAUGAUUACGAUAGCGUGGCGGGUGACCUCUUUUUUCCGUGUCUCGCGUAUCUAUUUGCGUGCAAACGAUGCACCCUCUCUCUGACCAGUUAUUGAUUUUCUGAAUGCAAUGUAAAACAGUCCAUAGCGGUUCCGUUCUCCUGUUUUCCUAGUGUUUUUUUUCUUAGAAACACUUUAAAAAAUCUAUAUUUUAGGCUCUUCGGGAACACGGAUUUGCAAUCAACUACACGACAGAAGAUGGAACCGCUCUGCACGUCGCCUCCGCAUGUGGCCAAGUCGAAGCCGUUCGAUUCCUUCUGGAAAUCGGAGUGAACACGGAGAUCAAGAACCAGCAUGGCCAGACAGUGCUCGAGAUGAUAAUCGAUCUGCAGGAGAAUCGUCGUCCAGAAAUUGCCCAGUUCGUGAAAAAUCCGGAAGGAUGGAAGGAGUGCCGGUCGAUCAUCGAGGGAAUGGAUCGUAGAGACUCUGGAAGAGAAACGGAAGGCAGUCAGAGCGACAAUGAACGAGAAGCCAUUUGGCAGCCACUUCCAAGCCAGGCUAGUGGUAAGUUUUCAUCGUCUUUUUUGAUUGCACCGUCGAAUAUUGCAAAUUCAGUGCAAGUGUUCCCAGAUCAACGAAAAAGUAAGCGCGACAUCUACAAGCCGCCGUCCUUGUCCGCCAGACUCCGUGACCUCUCUCCAGAUGAAUCUCCGGAAGCGUUGAAUAGUGUUCGCUCAGAAGGACCGUACACCAGCAGCACCAUCAACCGCACCUGGAAUAGUUCAAUGUACGACAAGGCUCCAAGAACCGGCAGAUUCCCGCUGACGUCGCCCAGUUAUCAUUCGAAGCAUUACUCGUGCCAGAGGUCCAGUGACACUCUGCCCACUAAAUUGAAGAGCGUUCGAAGCCGUCCAAUGGUUAACAUAUGUGAGAUUUCUCAGAUUUAGGUACAAGGCCUGAUGAUAGACGGUUUCAGCGUCAGUACUCCCGGGUGACAAUUGUGCCUACAACUCUCCACCUCAGUACAACGAGUGGCAACAGCGACAACUGUCCACCCGUCCACCGGCGCCAUACGACAACGUCCCGAAUAACUCGAUCAUGCACGUUCGUGCCACGUCACCAAUGGCGUCUCGCUCGGCUUCUCUGAGAAGACAGCCCGGAUACUGUACUUUGCCGAAGCUAUCUGCUGCCAACUACUCGUCCCGCGUUCCGGAACAUAAUCGCCCUUUCCUCAACGAAGGGUACAAUCCGGAAAUGGACAGAAGUUUCGAUCGUUCUCUGCAGAGAAACCGUACGUUUAUAACUUUCAUUCGUCGUAUCAAAACAAAUACCCAGCUUACAGAAUUCUCGCUGUCCCGCACGACUUGUGACCGUGAGGACUCUCUGGGACUCACCCAGAGCCCGAGACUGGACACCAGAGCCAGCAGCGUGACAUCGUCGUUAACAUACGCAUGCUCAACGCUUGACAAAGGUUGGUACUACUGAAAUUUUAUAAAAAAAGACUUUCCGCUGGCGGGGCUGAUCGAGGUCUGACCACCUCCCGGGUUUUAGUACUAAUACUUCAGAGCAUGAUUUUUGAGUCUAAUUUCUUUCCAAAAAAAUACGUUCUCCGGCUAGUACUAACUGACUUGGAAUCGGCCGGGCCGAUUUUUGACGAGUCUGGCAAGAGGACCUUUCUAAAUUGUGAGUUUUCAGACAAAUACAUCCGAGACCGCGACAAUGGACGUGCGCCUUUGGCAAUGCCGGAGGAGAUCACCGGAUCAGUGACCGGAAGCGUUAUCUAUGGUCAUGGAAACCUCAACGGAAACGGGAACUACGAGAAGGACAACAAUGUGACCGCGAUUUUUCUCGAUGACAUGACGAGACCGUCAGGAGAAAAUCCACCAUCUCCGAACACUUCGAAAGCCUUCAUUUUUGACGCGCUUUACGGAAAGUCCCGUCUCGUUGAUUCGAAUAACGCCGAUUUCUUCUCCGGAUUCUCCUCCCCGUCCACUCUGAGCAAUGGAAGCAACGAAUCGACGUCGAAGGUCCAGAUGAACAGUGGCAUCGAGGCAGCGGAACCGGUCCGCAUCCGUCGUCAGAACGGCACCACCAACUUGAUGCUCAACUCGCUCUCCCCCACCGACAACUUGUCGUCACCGUCAUCUGACCAGAAGUCAGACACGACAAGCGAGGAGCCCAGUUGGGACAGGGUACGCAUGUGAGAAAUGCGUGACGCAACUCGAACCGUCGAGUUGGCGCAUUUCUCGAUCUCGUGAAUUACGUUCCUCAAAUAAAGUGUUUUUACGUUUAACAGGUGGAAAGCGUGUUCGAUUCGUUCGGUGCCGCUCCGUGUCGUGAAAGUGUUUUUGAACGUGAAUAUGGUCAACGUGUCGCUGUAUAUCUGCGUGAUCGUGGAUCGAAAGCGCUCAGUGUCACCAUGUUCGAUGACGAGCAGAAAGAUCAGAAAUCACUUCUUGCCAGGAAGGUACGAAAGCAUUUAGUUAAUUCAGUUGCAAAUCUAAUAAGUUUCUAACUGUUUGCUUAAUUUUUGACAAAAACCAACUAUUUCAUUUCAGCAACCAAGAACAGUCACAGCAUGGCUCGAGUGCGACGUGAUGCUUGCCCCGGGAGUUGCCGAGUCCGUGGGAGCCAUUCUUCAAAGUAAUGGCUUUGAUAGAAUCGAUCAACUUAGAGGAACUCUCAACAAGAACAUUCUCACUGAAAUCGGAGUUGAUGAAGUGACCAAGUUCAAGAUUAUGUCGGAAGUUGAAAAAAUGUCCGAUGGAGUUGCCAGUGCCGGUAUGCUGACAUUCAAAAAAUGAAUCCAAAAAGUCAUUCUGAUUGCAGGUCGUUUCUUUUACGCGAGCGAGUGGCUCAACUACAUUGGACUGCAGGAUUACAUCUCGAACUUUGUGGCAAACGGUUACAAACACAUGAAGAAGCUGACAGAAAUCGAUUGGGACUCCAGCAAGCUUAUGGUAUGACCUACCUGUUAUAUAAUACAUAGGAACAGUAACUGUUCGAAUCCCAAUUCAGCCGUUGCCAAUCAUUAUUAAAAACCAGGAGCCAAACAGAGAGAAAGCACCAAAUACAUAGCUAGCGACGAAUAGCUUUCACAACUGAAUUUCUUAGGCCACGGCCACAACUUUCACGGUGUGCUGUUUCGCUAAAAGACAAGUCAGACAGACACAUAAACUCGGACUAUUCAGUGUUUCUUAGGAUAUGAAAAAUCAAAUAAUAUAAUCACAUGAUUACAAUGAUAGCCACCCAGUCAACUCACGUUUUUCUUCCAGCAAAUUGGCGUCACUCGUCCUGGACACGUCGCUCGCAUUCUCCAAUCGUUCAAAAAAGCCGAGGAUGAGAAGAAGAAGGAAUACACCAGCCGAAUCCAGUUGAGACCUGUCAUGUCGCCACCGCCACUCCCGCCCAGGAUGAGAAAGUUUGUAUCACAACACUGAAUUCCUUCGUUUUUUUUUGUAACACAAAAACUUGUAGGAUCAACAAUUGUGCGGAAUGUCCGCCGGGCGAUUUUGAGAAGAUCAAGAGCAAAUUGUUGCAAGGAAACGUCGUCUAUCGUGCACAUCAUCUGGGAGUUCUCGAGGUGAACGAGACGGAUUGCUCGGAUGAAGCACACUCGGCAAUGACGAGUAUCAAAGACUCGAUCUCUGAUUGGGAAACAAUCCCACGCGUCACACUCGACUUGACAUGCAAUGGUAUCACCAUCUUCGACGAAACAUUCAAGGUACGGUAACUUUGUUCGUUUCUCUUCCUUCUUGCGAUUCCUCGCUCGUUUUGUCGUCUUUGUAGUCAUUCACAACAAGAUAGACUUUGCCUUUGGAACGUCAUCACUUUUUGCAGACUCUUCUUGAUGGGUACGGUGUCUACACGAUCCGAGUGGUGUGUCAGGAUAGAAAAGAUCUCAAUUUUUUCUGUUUUGUGGCGAGAGAUCCCGAGAACCGUUUCUACUGUCAUACGUUCUGCGUGCUGACAUCGGUUUGGAACACGAAUGAUUUUCGAAAACUGAGAGAAUGUUUUUUCAGGGAAUCGCUUCCGAAAUCAUAACGACCAUCGGAAUGAUGUUCGAACUACGCAGCCGUAUGGAUAAUAAUCUGCCGAUCGACGGAACGAUUGUCAAGUGUCGCCAUCAGAAGCCAUAAGCCAAAAAGAACAAACAUAACUCUGCCGUGUUCAUAUCAUCCCUCUGAGCCCCCAGCAACAAAUGAGAUUGGUCUUUUAUUCUAUGGGUACCUCUACUUAAUCCGAUUCCUCCCACUUAGCUGAAAUUAUUAGCCCGAUGUGCCCUGGAUAGUCCCCCCGUAGUCGUGAAGUCUCCAUUCCGUUCCUUCAAAUCGUUCCUUUUUGCAUUUUUCCUAUUCAACCAGUUUUUGCAUUCUCCUUCCACAGAUUCAUGAUCAGCAAACAGUAUUUGUCUUGAUCUUUCCUCUCAUUUCAUCUUUUUGUCCUACCGUACAACUAUUCGAGAACCGUUUUCAAUGAAAUAAACGUCGUUGUGCUGUCUAAAUUGCUUUCCGUUAGAAAAAAGCAAUGAGAGAUGAAAUGGCGAACCGAUCCUUAUCAACCGCGUCUUCUCUUCUCUUCUCUUUUUUGCUAGGCAACAGAGAUUUUGAGGUUUCUGAUGCGAAAUAAAAACACGAAAAAUCAGCUAAAUACAGAGAGAAGAAGUUCGAAACCGAAAAAAAGGGGAGACGAGGUGAGACGAGCGCCAGAACCUUUGAACGAGCGAUGGACCCUCCCAUCGGUGCUGAUAUAAAAAGAGGAAGGCCAAGUCAAAAACGAUCAUUAUCAAUUCUGCGGAGUAGCUGAACAUCUCCCCUGCCUUAACAGUGAUAAGAACGAUCCGCUAGACGGUAUCCCCGCCGCUGUUGCCCACUUCGACUCUCUACGAUCCACAGGUAUGUCUCUAUCUUCUCUGAGGCUUAAGUUAUCUCCGAUCACCAAUCGGUUGUUCAGAUACACUAACAAUGAAUCCAGCUGGAACACCUACUCACAAUGACGAGGCUUCUUCUUCUGAAAAAUGUGUUAUUGAUUUGACAUCUUUAUUGAAAAUGAUACCGGGACCUGUAAAAGCGUCUGGUACCUUGAAUUUUUCAAAUCCGGUCCCGGUUUCCGCUCCAAUUUCGUCUCCCGCUCCAUCGCCGGCCUUUGCACCGCCACCAUACAUCUCGAACGUCCCGCUUCCCAAAUCGCAUCCGCCAGUUCCAGUUCCAGUUCAAGUUCCAAUUCGACUCGACAACGACAUCCAGCUAAUCCCGAAUCCUGUGCACGAACAGUACUCUACCAUGUACCUUCAACUCGCCGAAAAGAUUCAGCUUUCCCUGGCAAACCCGACUGAGAAUCCUCUGACCGAGGAAGACAACAAACUGAUUGCUGACAUUACGCAGCUCCCGAAUCCGAGCAUGUUCACAGUGCCGAUUUGUCAGGAUUGGGCUGAUUUUGUUCACUCGUUCCACGGAAACGUGAAGGUCACUUUGGACGCAAACGCAAAAAGUAAUCAGUUCAAACGUGACUUCUUUCUCCAAUUGGCCAUGUUCUACUACGUAAGAUGUUUUGUUGAGAACAAUGACCAAUCGGUAAGAAAAAUCGUUUAUGUUGGAUCGCGAAUAGUUUUUUCAGGUAUCCGGGGACAUGCACUUGAAUCACAUCUCGUACACGGAUAGAAUGGACGUGAUCACGACCGCCGUAGUGAUGGUUCUCGAAAACAUGUACAAAACACAAAUUCAUCAGCUGCAGAAUGACAAAAUGAGUUUGCAAAGAAAUGUCACUGUACUGGUAGGUCUAGUAGUUUAACUUAACGUUUGAAAUUAUUCAUUCAGACCAAUGAAAAACGGUUGAAAUCAACGGGAAAGGCGUUCGUAUUCCCGUAUAUCGAAUUCAACGCACGUUCCAGGUACAGCAGUACAUACAGUCUUGACACGUUUUUGAAAUGUUAACUUUACAGAGAUCGACAACCUAUUGAUUACUCUAUGACCAUGUACAGCGUCACUCACAUCGGUACCACAGAAAUAUUCGGUUUUGGCGAAGGAGCCACUCAUGCUGAGCAUAUCAACUCGGUGAUUCAGAAUAUGAAGAACGAAUCGAGAAACGAAAGAGGUGCUAAAUUAAUCACGCUUUCUGUAAAUGCUCAGGAAAUCACUUUUCAUACUUCGAGAGCCGUGACUAAAGUGGUACGCACAACAUGAAAACAAUAAUUCAAUUCAUCAAUUUCAGCCCGCAAAAAUCCAUUUUCUCACUAUUGCUUUCUUGGCAUUUGAUUCAGUGGACAAGAACUUCUUCGCAAUCGGAUGUUACCUCGAAAAAUCCCAACAUUUGCAGGUGUACGUCUUCUGCACGAACACAAUGGUGAAUACAGUCUCGCAUAUGAAAAGAUUUACAGCUUUUUUCAGACAUCGACCAACGACAUUGUGAGUGCUCUGGUUCAAAAGGCGGAAACUUUCCGACCACGAGGAAUGAGUGCUGUUCAAGUAUUAAUUGGAACCGAAUUAUAA
Molecule: messenger RNA, 9736 nt
Organism: Caenorhabditis sp. 36 PRJEB53466
Lineage: Eukaryota; Metazoa; Nematoda; Chromadorea; Rhabditida; Rhabditidae
Source: the annotation of a GenBank genome assembly